This is a messenger RNA of Xyrauchen texanus (razorback sucker), 5233 nucleotides long. RefSeq names its product SUN domain-containing protein 1-like. Gene Ontology annotation, molecular function: protein-membrane adaptor activity. Lineage: Eukaryota; Metazoa; Chordata; Actinopteri; Cypriniformes; Catostomidae. Bases 223 to 3168 code for a protein of 981 amino acids. Gene Ontology annotation, biological process: nuclear envelope organization. The transcript is spliced from 23 exons. Gene Ontology annotation, cellular component: meiotic nuclear membrane microtubule tethering complex; nuclear envelope. The record is from RefSeq and is a predicted model, not a curated record.
GUGAGUCAGAGUCGUAACUUUUGUCUCUUCCCACAAAGAUUUUGGAACCUUUUAGCUGCUUUUGGAUCUGUUUAAAAAAAAAAAAUUCAUGUAGACAAUUAUUAAUUUUUUUAAAUUCUUUAUAUACCAGUCAAUAUGGGGCUCACAUUUUGCGCAUCCUUGGAUUUGAUUGUUAUUUCUCAACUGGACUACCUUCAAAACAACAUUAGAUUAUAGACACUGAUGGUCAAACUGCGUGCUCAACGAAUUGCGAUGGAUUUUUCACGUCUGCACACGUAUACUCCUCCGCACUGUACUCCGGAUAACACUGGCUAUACUUAUUCACUCAGCUCGAGUUAUUCAUCCGCGGCCCUCAAUUUCGAGAAGGAGCACGAAAUCAAUCCUGUGUACGACUCACCCAGAAUGUCACGCCGGAGUUUAAGACUACACCCCACUACUGGUUUCUAUGGUGACAACAGCUUCACGGAAAUGACGCCGAAUCACAACUUGAGCUCUUACAAGCGUUCCAGCAGCAGCAAGUCGAGCGUCAGCAGGUCUGUUCAUAGCAGACGGCAGCAGCAGGAAUCAUCCAUGUACGAGUCUCAGAAUGUGACUCAAACUCCUCAGAAAGAUCAGAUGGCAUCAGACAUGAGCUUCAUCAGUUCAGUCAGUGAUGCGUCUCUGAUCUCCAGUCUGCUGGAUCAGUCCACACUCGGACAGAGCUCCGCUACGCACACUUUCUCAGCACGGAGGAGGAGAACUGACCAGAGCUCAGGGUUGGGGAAUGGAGACAUUAGUAAAAUAGAGACCCACACUAAUGUGGCGAAUGGCUUCAUCUGUAAGGACUGCUCCUUCAAUGCAGACAGGACGGAGACCGAAACGGCGUGUUCUUUAGCAUACUCUCCAUCCGGAUCCUCGGCAAUCCAUCAGACGUAUGCAGAUAUUGCUCUUACCACCUCUCAGAACAGAGUUGUUAAGACAGCUCAUGACAGUUACUGUGGCAGUAUGAAUGUGAGCAAUCUGGUGACCGCAGACAGUCAUCUCAAUCUCAAUGGAUCGCUCUGUGAUGACUGUAAAGGGAUGCAGAACAUGGAAAUGCACAAGGAACGCAUUUCCUUCACCCGCCACGUAUUCACAGUAUUGUGGGCCCUUAUUUCUUACACAGGUUACGGUCUGCUGCAAGUUUGCCGAAGUUUUGGUUCAGCUGCUGCAUUUAUGGCUCGGAAGCUGAAGUCCGUUCUGUGGUUGGCCUUUUUGUCUCCAGGUGAUGACCGUAAAGGGAAGCAGCACAUGGAAAUACACACAGCACACAAACACACUUCCUACAUCCGCCACGUAUUCACCGCACUGUGGACCCUUGUUUCUUACACAGGUUACGGUCUGCUGCGGGUUUGCCAAGGGUUUGGUUCAGCCGCUGCGUUUGUGACUCGGAAACUGAAGUCCCUUCUGUGGUUGGCCGUGUUGGCUCCAGGGAAAGCAGCAACCGGUGCCUUCUGGUGGCUGGGAACAGGAUGGUAUCAGCUGGUAGCUCUCAUGUCUCUACUCAAUGUCUUUCUCCUCACCAGGUGUUUGCCCAAACUACUGAAGCUACUUUUGUUUCUUCUACCCUUCCUUCUGCUGUUUGGAUUAUGGUACCUCGGUCCGAGCAUUCUGUCCUUACUUCCAUCUGUAAACAUCACAGAAGUGAAGACACGGGUCACCUCUAUGACAUCACUUCCUUCCUUGCCCUCUUUACCUACACUACCCUCAUUGACAUCAGAACAACUUGUCAAAGUGGAACACAUCCCACCUACAGCCAUCUCACAGCCUGCUUCAGAGUCGAUAUACAGCGAGCGUUUGGCUCUGCUGGAGGAGCGAAUGGUGAUGUUAUGGGAGAAUGUCCAGAAGGGGGAGCUGAAAGCAAAACAACAUCAUCAGGAGGCUUUGGGUUUGGUUCAAGCUCUUCAGGAGCAGAUGAAAACUCAAACAGACAGAGAAUCGCUCAGCCUAUGGGUUUCACACCUGCUCGAACCCAAAUUCACUGAGAUAAAGGGGGAGAUGGAGAGAGAGUGGUCCAGCAGGACAGAGACGGAGAAACGGCACGUUCAGCAUCAGACUGUUCUAGAAUCUCGACUAAAUGAGCUGGAACUCCUGCUGCAGAGCCUGAACUCUAGAACAGAGGAAAUCCGUCAUAAACCGCAGAUUCCUGCACCAGCCCAUGUCAGUGUUGGAGUGUCUCAAGAGAAGCAUGAUCUUUUGCUCUCUGAGGUUCAGAGGUUUGAAGCUGAGCUUGGGCGCAUCAGAGAAGAUCUACGAGGGCUAAUGGGAUGUCAAGGGAAAUGUGACCGUUUGGACACCAUACAUGAAACUGUGUCCGCACAGGUGAGGGAUGAACUGUACGCUCUGUUGUACGGUCGGAACAGGGGUGAAGCGGAGAUCCCUGAACCUCUGAUGCCAUGGCUGGCCUCUCAGUACACUCGCUCCUCUGACCUCACCGCAAUGCUCACAUCCCUGGAGCGAAGCAUUCUGGGAAACCUGUCCGUUCAGCAGCAGGGGCGCGAACAAUCCUAUGCUCAAACUGUCACGGAGACUGUUGCCCACACCACAGGGGCUGCUGGGAUGUCAGAGGAGCAAGUCCAGCUGAUUGUCCAGCGGGCUUUGAAGAUUUAUUCGGAGGAUCGCACCGGACAGGUGGACUAUGCUUUGGAGUCUGGAGGUGGAAGUAUUCUCAGCACACGCUGUUCUGAAACGUACGAAACAAAAACAGCACUAAUGAGCCUGUUUGGACUUCCACUCUGGUAUUUCUCACAGUCGCCACGAGUUGUCAUCCAGCCGGACAUGUACCCAGGCAACUGCUGGGCAUUUAAAGGCUCCCAAGGUUACCUGGUGAUCAGGCUCUCUUUGAGUGUGCUCCCUACUGCCUUCUGUCUGGAACAUAUUCCCAAAUCACUCUCUCCAUCCGGAAACAUCAGCAGUGCACCGCGUCGAUUCACUGUCCAUGGAUUGGAUGAUGAAUACCAGGAUGAAGGGAAACUUCUGGGUGACUACACCUAUGAAGAUAAUGGAGAAUCAUUGCAGAUGUUCCCAGUCAUGGAAAAGAAUGACAAGCCAUUUCAGAUCAUAGAGAUGAGAGUUCUGUCCAACUGGGGUCAUCCUGAAUACACCUGCCUGUACCGCUUCAGAGUUCACGGCAAACCACACACUCCGUAAUCGGGCCCCACUUUACAUUACUAUAAAUCCCUUUAUGUACAUAAGAGGAAAGGCUUGGACUAGGAUGCGGCACAGAGGAAACUGGACUUAUGAGCUACAUUUUUAAGACUUCAAUAGGAUUUGAUGGCUGAAACAGAGUUAGGAGGAGCACUAAAGCGGGAAAGAGCAUUGAAUUUACACUAAGGAUUUCCACUUAUUCCUUUCACACUUCCUUGCUCUUGCACUGAUUCUGCCCAUUUGGCUCCUGUCCUCAUUGGCUCUCAUCCGUAGAGGUUUCUGUGCCUUCAGACAGAACAUGCUUCACUUGUACGAUGUCUAUUUUUUGUUUUCUAAAUGUUCAGAUCCUCAAGCCACACUAAUGUAAGUCUCAAAGCGUGGCUUGAAUUGAGUUACGCUAAGACUUUCACUCUCGUCCACUGGUCUCUGAUACUUUAACUAGUCUAAGAUCACAGAAGGUGGUGACCAGCUGCAAGAUUGGACUGUUGUUGUUUUUAAACCUUUUAUAACCACUAAACGAGUGGAUCUCACAAAACCAUGGACGCAUGUCAUGUUUCACCCCCAAAAUGUGUUAUUUAAAGAAAAGUCCUGUUUUAGAUUUUUUGCAUUGUGAAAUUACUUUCAAGGCGUUUGCAUUACUGUAAUGUGACUGGAUUUAAAUUGUACAGUUUUAUACAUAGUUUUUGUUGUACUGCCUUUAAUUCAUACACUUUUUUUUUUUUUUUUUUUUAUUACUGUAAUUUUAUUUUAUUGGAAUACAGAUUAUUUUUUUUUCUAUGCAAAAUGUGCUUCAGUCACAGUGCAAACAAUCUAAACUGGUCUUAAAAAUAGGCUUAAUCAUUAUUAUUUUUCCACGCAUAGGAUGAUUUCCUAUCAUACUAUGCAUGGUGGGGUGGGGGUGAAAUGUGUCCUAGAUGUGAUUUUUGUCAGAUUCAUCCAAACUGGCACUUCACAUCUUUUUUUUGUACAUUAGAAAUAAACUCAUAACAGCCAUGCAUGGUAAGAGACACUAUUUUGAACAUUCAAAUUGUAUUUCGACAGAAGGUAUUGGAUUUCUAUGGACCGUUUGUGAGCACAUGCACUAAUUUGUGUAGAUUUUCAACAAAACUGGACACUAAACGCGUCGCUCGUUAGAAAACAUAUCACAGUGCAGUGUUGAUACUCUGCAGGAAUGUAACUUAUUGUAACUAGUCAUUUUGAAUCGACUUAUAUCAGUGUUGAUUUUGCAAAACGGGGUGCGCCCUUCGGUCAUUAUUAUUUUGUGUUUUGUUUAAAGUAGACGAUGCACUUGAUAAAGGAAGUGUAUGUUGCACAAGUCCUAUGGAAUUCAUUGGAAGGUUUUAAAGAGGCAGUGCUUCAUUUAUAGAGCUGCUUUGUCAAACUCAAAGACUCCGUUUGUAAAAUACUAUUUGUUCAUAACUAUUUAUUUGACAGAAAUUUAGUUAAGAAAUAGGACUUUGUGCGGUGUUUUUGUAAAAUGCUUUUCAGUGCAUAUCGGUCUGUUUAUAUGAUUUUAGUUUUCUUUUUUUUGUUUCGGUUAUAAAUGGCUACAGUACUAUGAAUUGUACCAGUAAAGAAUUAUAAUUGAGGUUAUUUGUAUGAUUUCUUAUUAAAGCUUCAGUUUAAAAACUCUGAAAUGCAGCUUUUGUAAAUGAGUGGUUAAAUUCUGUCCUCGUUUACUCUCUCUACUAUUCAAGCUCCGUCAUGCCAUAUAUAUAAUUACACAUUUACACUUGGGCUAUCAAAAGGUGAAUUUCACAUACAGUGGCAAGAAAACUGUGAACCGUUUGGAAUUUGCUGAUUUUCUGCAUUAAUUGCUCCUAAAAUGUGAUCUCAUCUUCAUCAUAGUAAAGUAUAGAAAAAGCAGAAUGUGCUGAAGCUAACACAAACGGUUAUAAUGUGUCUUUAUUGAACAUCCCAUUAAACCUUCACAGUGCUGUGGGAAAAGUAUUUGAACCUCUUGGCUAAAGACGUCAACAAAAAUGUCUACUUGGUGGCAGGAGUUGGCAAACCUGCUGUCCAAUUAAUAAAAUGAGAUUGGAGGUGUGGGUUAGAGCUACUUUGACUU